Messenger RNA from Stegastes partitus (bicolor damselfish), 1023 nucleotides. RefSeq names its product enoyl CoA hydratase 1, peroxisomal (gene ech1). Gene Ontology annotation, molecular function: delta(3,5)-delta(2,4)-dienoyl-CoA isomerase activity. The coding region runs from base 127 to 1023 and encodes 298 amino acids. The record is from RefSeq and is a predicted model, not a curated record. Lineage: Eukaryota; Metazoa; Chordata; Actinopteri; Pomacentridae. Gene Ontology annotation, cellular component: mitochondrion. The transcript is spliced from 9 exons.
CAGUUAGCAGCGAGCCUCCGAAGCAGCAGCAGCUGAACUGAUCGAUUCUCUCUGUUCGCUGCAGUUUUAUUGAGCCGUAAAAAAGAAAAAAAACAAACAACAGUUUGGACUCUGACUCAAAGGGCGAUGUUGUCGGUGUGUGUCAGGUCAGCCCUCAACUCAUACAGGGGCUUGUGGCUGUCCACUCAGGUUGCGGUCAGAGCCAUGUCGUCGUCCGGUGGUCCCACGUCUCCGUACAGCACCCUGGCCAUCAGCCGGCCUGCAGAGUCCGUCACACAUGUGGAGCUGAACCGGCCUGACAAGCGCAACGCCAUGAACAGAGCCUUCUGGAGAGAGAUGGUGGAGUGUUUCACGGAGAUCGCUGAGGAUCCCGACUGCAGAGUGGUGGUGUUCUCUGGAGCGGGAAAGAUCUUCUCAGCUGGUCUCGACCUGAUGGACAUGGCCGACAACCUGCUCCAGCCCGAAGGCGACGACACGGCCAGGAUUUCCUGGAACGUGAAGAAACUGAUCACCCAGUACCAGGAGACGUUCUCCGCCAUAGAGAAGUGUCCAAAGCCCGUCCUGGUGGCCAUCCACGGAGCCUGUGUUGGAGGAGGUGUGGAUCUGAUAACAGCCUGCGACAUUCGCCUGUGCACUCAGGACGCCUGGUUCCAGGUUAAGGAGGUGGAUAUCGGAAUGGCAGCAGAUGUCGGAACUCUACAGAGACUUCCUAAAGUCAUCGGCAGCCGCAGUCUAGUGAACGAGCUGGCUUUGACUGGCAGGAAGCUGUACGCCGAUGAGGCUAAGAGCAGCGGACUGGUCAGCCGAGUGUUUCCAGAUAAGGAGGCCAUGAUGGCGGGAGCCCUGGAGAUGGCCGGAGAGAUCGCCGCUCGCAGCCCCGUGGCCAUUCAGGGCACCAAAAUAAACCUGGUCUACUCCAGAGACCACAGCGUGGCAGAAGGACUGCACCACAUGGUGAGGAUUCAUUCAUCUUUGACCAGAUUGGCGAUGACGUGCACUGAAACCACCUCGUUAGUGUCAUAA